UUUAUUUCCAAUUGACAGCUUGACUUGUUUAGUGUAUUUGUUAUGAUUCUAUUUUAUUGGACAGACGCGUUUAAAGUCCGUCGCAAUAUUAAACAAAGUAUUUACUAUUCGCUGUGUGAAUUAAUGGACAAUUUCGUAAUAGUUUCAAGCAAAUGUGAGAAAUAACUGCGAUUGAAAUGAAUCGUGAAGCUUAAGAGAUUCACAACUACCAACCAAUUGUUUAACCCAAAUGUUUAUACACUUCAAGGGUAGACGUUAAAGGGCAAACAAACGAUAUAAAUCCCCCUCCCAACUACUAGAAUAAGCAGCAAAUAAUACCGCAAUCAUCAGCAGCACAAAAGCACAAAACAGCAACUGAUAAACGUUUAUAGAAGUUCUGUUCUUGGCCAACAACAGAACUAUGAAAGCGGCUGGCAUACGUUAACUUGGAAAGCAUGCUGAACACUCAGCGUUAUAAAAUAAUAAAUAGAAAUUCGAUAAGCGCACGAAAGUUUUGAGUGAAAAUUUUACAUUCAAAUACAGGGAAAAAAGAAGCAUAAUGAACGGCUGAAACCAUCGACAAUUCCAAUAGCAUUACUUCGCUUUCACUCUCAGUGCCAGACCUAAAACGAAACGAAUGGCUUGUCCUUUUGGACAUGGCUUGAAAUCGAUCAUAUACCUGAAUAUAUAACCAACAGUGCAAUAAUCUAAACGGUAAACCUUGUAUUAUCUACUCUAACUUAUCUAUAACAAAAAAAAAAAAAAACAAAAACCUCUACAACAAAUGGAGCUUCUCCAACGCGUUCUUUUCACCCUGGUGGGUGCUGCUUCUGUGUGUUACUUUGUGAUAAAAGUUGCCCUGGGCCAUUGGAAACGCCGCGGCAUUUUGCAUGAGAAGCCCAAAAAACCCUGGGGCCAUCUAAAGGGUGUCGGUCGUAAGCGCCAUGUAGCUGAGGUGCUGCAGACCCUCUAUGACAAGUACAAAGGUCAAGCGCCAUUUAUUGGCUUCUUUGCCCUGCUGAAACCCAUGUUGCUCAUAUUAGAUCUCGACUCUAUUAACUACAUAUUGCUCAAAGACGCUAAAUAUUUUAUGGAUCGUGGUUUGUAUUACAACAUCCAAGAUGAUGUGCUUUCCCAAAAUCAAUUGCAAAUGGAUGGCAUCGAAUGGCAGCAUAUGCAUCUUAAGCUGAAAUCAUUGCAAUGGCAAGAAAAAUUGCAAAACCUAUUACCGGCUUUGCUAAAAGUACAGCAGACUUUUGAAAACUCGCUCAAGGAUAAAAUCCCUAAGACUGUAGCGGCCCAAAAUGUAACCGAAUUGGUGGAGGGUUUUAACAUUGAUUGCAUUUCAUCGCUGGCAUUUGGCCUGGAGGGCGAUUCCUUGCGCUAUCGCAACACCCAAUUCCAUCAUAUGUGCAAAUCAUAUACCAAAUCCAAUUUUAAUAUUUACAAGGCCUAUUUGGCUUUUUGGUUUCCAUCCUUGGCCCGCCUCUUCCAGUAUCACGUGUACUCGCCCAUGGCCACACAAUAUUUCCAGAAACUCAUAGCGGAAAAACUGACGGAACGUGAAUAUCAGCGCACCCAAUCCAGUCACUUUGAUUUUCUACAGCUUUGGUGUGAUUCUCGCAAAAUAAGUCAACGCAAUCAAAUGUAUAAGAAAUUGGAAAAUCAGGAAAUUGUUGGUCAAGCCUUUAGUUUCAUCUUGGCUGGUUUGGAGUCAACGACUACGACACUAUCAUGUUGCCUUUAUGAACUAGCUCUGCAGCCAGACAUACAGCAUAUGGCACGCUCAGAAAUUCGUGCUGUUUUGGCAAAACAUCAAAGCAAAUUAACUGAAGAUGCCCUUAAUGAAUUGGUGUACCUGAAGCAGAUAUUAAAUGAAACUCUACGCAAACACUCCCCUUAUCCAUUCCUAUUGCGUCUCACUACCAAAGAAUACGAAUUACCCAAUUCGAUAUUUAUGCUACAGGAGGGUAAUCACUUGAUUAUACCCACUUCGGCCAUACAUCAUGAUGCUGCUUUCUAUGCCCGACCCGAUAAGUUCGAUCCAGAGCAUUUUCAUUCCAAAAAUGUGCAACAACGGCCGCCAUGUGCAUUCCUGCCCUAUGGAAUGGGACCAAGAGCAUGUAUGGCCCAGCAUUAUGUGCAGCAACAAAUGUUGGUGUGUCUGGUUACGUUGCUGCAAUGCUACAGUUUUACACCAUGUGCCGAAACUAUAAUACCUUUGACCUAUGACAACUCGAAAGUGUUGAGGAAACCCAAAAAAGACAUUUGGCUGUCAAUGCAAAAGACUUAAAUAGGCCAUAGACCAUAAGUGUGAUCUAUGUAAAUACAAUGCAUACAUAUUUAUAUGAGGGACAUGUGUAGAUUUGUAAGAAUUGGAUAUGCCAGUUGUUUUAUUAUUUUAUUGCUUUGUUUUUAGUUCAUUACACCACACCACAAUACAACGCGGUGAUGAUGUUCAUUGUUGUGCAAAAGAAAAUCAGCAGCAUUUGUGCUGUGGACAACUUUAAGUUUUUAUUUCUAUGAGUAGCAUAUGUAUGUAUGUACAUAUGUGCAUCUGUUUGUACAUUUUGCCUAGUAGUAGUCAUGUAAGCUAGUUAUAUGUGGUCUAUUUUGUUGCUAAAUGCUUUAAGCCUUUCUAUUGUCUGCCAGCCUGCCUGUAUUCGCCUCAUACCUGCUGCAUUCGCUGUCGGCACGUAUGUGGACUAUGAUUUAAUUUUAAGUUUUUCUUCGGAAUUUCUUUGUUUAAUCUUCAAUAGAGAGGAAGAGUCGAAACGAGUUUCAGUUAAUUAAACGCCGACGCUGUUAACGUUUUGGUUGAGGUUUUUGUUGCGUAUUUUGCUUUUUGUAACUUGUGAUAAUUUGUUGUAUUAAUUAUUGUUUAUUAUUUUUAGCACUGAGGAAAAAAAAUCAUAAAAAUUGUUUGGAUUAUUUUUAUUAUUUUUAUUUUAU
Molecule: messenger RNA, 2931 nt
Organism: Stomoxys calcitrans (stable fly)
Lineage: Eukaryota; Metazoa; Arthropoda; Insecta; Diptera; Muscidae
Gene: Cyp6u1
Product: probable cytochrome P450 6u1
Exons: 3
Coding region: 764-2272 (502 amino acids)
Molecular function (GO): oxidoreductase activity, acting on paired donors, with incorporation or reduction of molecular oxygen; monooxygenase activity; heme binding
Source: RefSeq, a predicted model, not a curated record